AUGCGAUCCCCGAAGCUGCCCGGGCCGGCGCUUGCGCUGCUGGUCCUGCUGCUUCUGCUGCCGCCGCCGGGUUCCGCGGGCGGCCCCGCGCCCUUCGACCCGACCUGGGAGUCCCUGGACGCCCGCCAGCUGCCCGCCUGGUUCGACAAGGCCAAGUUCGGCAUCUUUAUCCACUGGGGCGUGUUCUCCGUGCCCAGUUUCGGGAGCGAAUGGUUCUGGUGGUACUGGCAAAAGGAAAAGAUACCAGCUUAUGUGGACUUUAUGAAAAAUAAUUACCCUCCUGAUUUCACAUAUGAAGAUUUUGGACCACUGUUUACAGCAAAAUUUUUUGAUGCGAACCAGUGGGCAGAUAUUUUACAGGCUUCUGGCGCCAAAUACGUUGUCUUAACUUCCAAACAUCAUGAAGGCUUCACCUUGUGGGGCUCAGAGUACUCGUGGACCUGGAAUGCAGUAGAUGAGGGGCCGAAGAGGGACAUCGUCAAGGAACUUGCGGUCGCCGUUAGGAACAGGACUGACCUGCGCUUUGGGUUGUACUACUCCCUUUUUGAGUGGUUUCAUCCGCUCUUCCUUGAGGAUGAAUCCAGCUCGUUCCAGAAACGACAGUAUCCAGUGUCUAAGAUGCUGCCCGAGCUCUACGAGUUAGUGAACAAGUAUCAGCCAGAGGUGCUGUGGGCAGAUGGCGAUGGAGGGGCCCCAGAUACCUACUGGAAAAGCGUAGACUUCCUAGCCUGGCUGUACAAUGAGAGCCCAGUUCGGGACACAGUGGUCACCAAUGACCGUUGGGGAGCUGGUAGCAUUUGUAAGCACGGUGGCUACUAUACAUGUAGUGAUCGUUAUAACCCAGGACAUCUUUUGCCACAUAAAUGGGAAAACUGCAUGACAAUAGACAAGUUUUCCUGGGGCUACAGGAGGAAUGCUGGAAUCUCUGACUAUCUCACAAUUGAAGAACUGGUGAAGCAACUUGUACAAACAGUUUCAUGUGGAGGAAAUCUGUUGAUGAAUAUUGGGCCCACACGAGAUGGCACCAUUUCUGCAAUUUUUGAGGAGCGAUUGAGGCAAAUGGGAAUCUGGCUAAAAGUCAAUGGAGAAGCCAUCUAUGAAACCUAUGCUUGGAGAUCCCAGAAUGACACUGUGACCCCAGAUGUAUGGUACACAUCCAAACCUAAAGAUAAGUUGGUCUAUGCCUUAUUUCUCAAAUGGCCCGUAUCAGGACAGCUCCUUCUUGGCCAGCCCAAAGCUACUCUGGGGGCAACAAAGGUUAAACUCCUGGGACAUGGACAGCCCCUUCACUGGACACCUUUGAAGCAAAACGGCAUUAAGGUAGACCUGCCUCAGGUAACCAUCCAUCAGAUGCCCUGCCAGUGGGGCUGGGCUCUAGCACUAACUAAUGUGACCUGA
Rangifer tarandus platyrhynchus (Svalbard reindeer) is the source of this 1398-nucleotide messenger RNA. Lineage: Eukaryota; Metazoa; Chordata; Mammalia; Artiodactyla; Cervidae. The record is from the annotation of a GenBank genome assembly.